AUGUUCUGUCACUCUCGCAGAGCAUUGCUCUGCCCUAACCUCACAUUCAAAACCCAAAAACCCUCUUCAAUCCUUCUUCUUCUCCAACAUUUUUCCUCUUCCAAUCAACAACAAUCUUUCACAGUCAACUACCUCGUUCAAAACCUCGGUUUCUCCCAUGAAACAGCUUCAAAACUUUCCAACCAAGUUCAUUUCAAAGACUCACAAAAACUAGACACAAUCCUAGCAUUUUUCAAAUCCUAUGGCUUCUCAAAUAAUCACUUAUUUCGUAUCAUCAAAACUCGCCCAGAUGUUCUCUCUUACGAUCUUAACAAAACCAUUCUCCCAAAAUUCAAUUUUCUUCUCUCAAAGGGUGCUUCAAAAUCUGAUCUUGUUCACAUCAUAACCAAAACCCCUGUUAUCUUGUGUCAAAGCUUGGAAAAUACUAUAACCCCAUCUUAUGAUUUUGUCAAAAGAUUCUUACUUUCUGAUCAAUCAACUAUUGCAUUUCUCAAACAUUGUGAUCGCAUGAUUUUUUCUAAAAACCCAUUACAGAAUAUUCAACUUUUGAUUCAAAAUGGGGUUCCUGAGUCAAAGAUGGUUAUUUUGCUACGAAAUUGGUAUCCUAUACUUGCUGAAAAUCCUCUUUUUUUGAAUAGGGCUGUGGUGGAAGUAAAGGAAUUGGGAUUUAACCCUAAAUCGACGGUUUUCAUUGUCGCCUUGCGUGCUAAGGUUAAUAAUAAGUCACUUUGGGGAAGGAAGAUUGAUGUGUUUAAGAAAUGGGGUUGGUCUGAAGAGAAUGUUGUUUCAGCAUUUGUGAAACAUCCUUGGUGUAUGUUGUCAUCUGUGGAGAAAAUUGAGGCAGUGAUGAAGUUUUUUGUCAAUGAAAUGGGUUGGGAUUCUCUUGUGCUUGCUAAGUAUCCAGUACUUUUUUUGCAUAGUUUGGAGAAAAGGGUUAUUCCUAGAGCUUUUGUUUUGCAAUUUCUUGAGUCGAAAGGUUUGAUUAAGGAUGCUAAAUUGGUUACACCUUACAAACUUUCUGAGAGUUUGUUUGUGAAGAGAUAUGUGACUUGCUAUAAGGAUGAAGCUUCUCAGUUGUUGAAGUUGUAUGAAGAUAAGAAAGAUGUUUCAAAUAAUGUUUUGAAAGAAGGGUUCCAGGAAUUACUUGUUGCAUUUGACAUAUCUGCUGCUUUAUCAGUUUAUCCUGAGUUAUUUUGUGAAGAGGCUGUUAUGAAUAAGGGGGACAAAGAAGUUACUAUAGUAACAAAUUCACAUGACGAGGAGGGACAGGUGGCAAUAUUCCCUAUAGUGAGGAGCCAAGACGUGGAAUGA
Trifolium pratense (red clover) is the source of this 1311-nucleotide messenger RNA. RefSeq lists its product as uncharacterized. The transcript is spliced from 2 exons. Gene Ontology annotation, molecular function: double-stranded DNA binding. Gene Ontology annotation, cellular component: chloroplast. The coding region runs from base 1 to 1311 and encodes 436 amino acids. The record is from RefSeq and is a predicted model, not a curated record. Lineage: Eukaryota; Viridiplantae; Streptophyta; Magnoliopsida; Fabales; Fabaceae. Gene Ontology annotation, biological process: regulation of DNA-templated transcription; chloroplast organization.